Messenger RNA from Aegilops tauschii subsp. strangulata, 4505 nucleotides. RefSeq lists its product as uncharacterized. The record is from RefSeq and is a predicted model, not a curated record. NCBI's taxonomy places the organism in Eukaryota, Viridiplantae, Streptophyta, Magnoliopsida, Poales, Poaceae.
CCCCCCCCCCCCCCCCUUCUUUGAACCUGCUUAAUUUUUGUUCGUUCACAUCGUCAAAAUCAAUCAGUAUUGUGGCCAUCCAACUCUAAUUCAUCGUGGCAGUGUGUACCCUGAAUUUGUAAGCCGGCUCCUGUGUCCUUGAAGGCUAAGGAAUUGCUAGCCGUCAGUGUGUACCCUGAAUUCCGAAUUUCGACUUGGCUCCUGUGUCCUUGAAGGCUAAGGAAUUGCUAGCUGACGCUUGUGUGUGUAUGUUUGUAGGGUCCUUGAUGUUUGUAUGCUCUUUUUUAACUUGGUCCUUGAAGCCUCCACGGUAGAAAUGCAAAUACUGAACAUAUACAAUUAUUUUGUUUAAUUUGCGGAUGGAGAGAGCUUUGAGCCAACAUGUGGUCAUCAGCUUGCAAUGAAAUGGCAGCUGGCAUAUAUUUUUGUUUGUUUGUCUGGGUUGAUGUUUCCAUCCCCAGCUAGCAAUGAAUGCAGGAGGGAUAAGUGUGUUGCAAUUUUUGUUUUGUUCUCUUCGUGAAAAUCAGUCAGUAUUUGUGGCCAUCCAACUCGAAACUCGUUGUCGCAGUGUUCAUCAUGUGAUCCUUUUUCGAAAGGCUAAGGGGAGGUGAGGGGCGGUAGUUGUUAGUUCGUGUGUGUAAGUAUGUAUGAUCUGUUCUCAUGCAUCAUUGAAGGCUCAUACAGUAGAAUGCAAAUUCUGAAUGAAUGGUAUGUGUCAUGUUAUGUCCUUUAUGACUGUUUGCAAGUUUGGGGAUGAAGGGUCACUCGAACUAACAUCGGGUUUCGUUUUUUGCCUCAAACUAACAUAUCGUAGUUUGUUUGUUCCUGCGAAACAGUUUUCAGAGUAUGAUGUUAUGGAAGUCGUUGAGUAUGUAAUUUUUCUGAGUUGACUCUCUAAUUGAGUUAUAGCUAACUGUUUUCGUGAGAGUCUGUAAUUCUUCAGAAGUUGACUCUGUUAUUUUUUCAGAGCAUACAUCAUGUGUUUUUCAGUUUUUCUAAUUUGUUCGGAGAGCAUGCAUUUUAUAUUCAAAGAGUGUGACUCACCAGUUAGUAUUCAGUGAGGAUCAUCUUUUUAUUUUUUAGCAGUUUGAUAACAUAUCUUCAGUUUUUUUGUAAGGGCUCCCUCAAGCUAUUUAUGUCGAAUGCUUUGCCUGCCCAACUAUAAGUGCACCAUCAGUGCAGCAUAUAUUACCAGUAGACUUUAUAUGCAUUCCACCCACUCUGUUUUGUCUGCGCGCAAGCGAAUAACAUUGAUGUCAAAUGUAUACCUGAAUAGAGACCAAUAACUCUCUAGAAUCACUUCAGCUAGCUGACAAAUGAGGAGGAUCAGGCAAUGUUCAUAUAGUUUGAAACAUCAUUUUCAGUAAUUUUCAGUAAUCUGUUUUUUUAUCAGAGAGUUGACCAUCAGUCAAUGUUCAGAGUUUUUCAACCCAUGAGUAAAUGCUUAGAGAGGAUGACUUGAUUUUUUCUUUCCUUCCGAGUAGUAGUCUCAGCUUUGUAAAUAGUCGAUGUUUUGGUUUAAUUAGUACUGUAGUUUUUCUCAAUGUACACCAUAACGUUUUUUAACUCAGUUAUUUUUUUGUGUUUUCUUAAACAUGAGCUUUUAAACGAAGAUACAAUUCCUGAGCCUUUGGAGUCAAACAACAACAGUCAAAAGGAUGAUUCAGGGGUUGAUAGCAUGAAUGAACAAGAGGAGCAAAGUAUAGUUGAUAUGACAGAAUCAGAUGCAUCAGACGUCAUGCUGAUCAAUGGCCUGAGAACAAUUUUACAGAAAAGACAAGAGAGGAAGCAGGAGAGGAGUGCUUUGAAAGAGAAAAGGAAGAAGAGGACAAGGGCAGAGGAAGGAAAAGCCAAAGGGCACAUGAACAAAGGAAGAGCAACUGCAUACAACAUGUUUAGCAUUGGAUAUUUCGCGAAGAUUGUUGAUGUUGUGUGCAAAAGCAAUCAUAGGAUGGAGGUUGUCAGUAACGGCGGUUUUGGAUACUUGCUCGAGCUAGAUGAUUGUUAUGUUCCAAGGCCUUUUGCUCAGUGGGUCGCGGACAACAUAUCCACAAAAGAGGAAGCAAUUGUACUUGGUGGCAAAUCAAUCUCUCUCAACCCUGAAGCCGUAUCAUUAGUUCUUGGUAUACCAGCAGGAAGAACAAAGAUCAGAGUGCUCGACGAGGAGUCCGGGAAAGCGGUGUUUCUAUCACUGUUUGGGCUAACAGAUCUUCCAUCAAUAAGUUUCUUCGGGAAUAAGCUUAUGAAGGAAGAGCUGCCUGACGACGUUUAUCUUCGCUGCUUCUUGACUGUCGCCCUAGCAACCUUCCUGUGUCCCACAUCCAACACAAAGCCAAGCACCAAAUAUUUGGGAGCACUUGUGGAUGUGUCAAAGUACAAAGAUCUUGAUUGGUGCUCUUUUGUCCAUACAUGGAAUAUCUCUAUGUCAAGAAGUACCAAACAGACAAGCUGAAGCAGAAACGGAUAACAACGACUUUGGGAGGCUGCAUAUAUCAGCUAGCAGUUCGGUGUCUAGACUUCAACAAUUUUGGAUCAAUAACAAUCCCUCCAGCACUACCUAGGAUUUGUUUCUGGAAAGGACAAACCAUUAAACAUUUCAGUGAUAUGCUCCUCGGGAAAGAUGGACUCUAUGGAGCUCUUCAAAUCAAAGAUGAGGCAGAAACUUGCUAUGCACAAACUGACGGUGCAUGGGCAAGCACCGCCAAGAACUCAAACAUAAAAAAAGCUAUACAAAGGGUCUUAGGCAACUCUUUUUCAGAGAAGAUCAAAGAAGAUAUAUUCCUCAGUUUCCAGGAGCGCAUAAAAGAUCAAAACCUGACCACAUGUCUGAUAGCAAAACAAGUGCUGCUAGACAGUUUGAACAUUGUUUCUUCUUAUUUCAAUGGCUCUCAACGUACAGAGAAGUUAGAGUCCUCCGAGCAUUUAUACAUGCCAACUGACGAAGAUAAUGGGUCUGGCAGUACUAUUAGAGUUGAUUCCAAUGGGAUUGAAAUAAACAGUGAUGGAAGAGGCAGGAAGAAGAGAAUGAAGACUAGUACACAAGAGUCAGAAACUUCAGAAACUAAGGACAAUCAAUUGGAAGUUAAAAUAAAGGGAGGCAUACUUGAAGUAGCUGUAGAAGGAGGUGAAGCCGAAAUGCAGUCACUACCGGGCAAUGGUCACACAAACAAGCUCGAAAAAGAAGCUCGAAUGGAACAAACCAUGCAGAAUAGCAACAUUGCAACACAGCAACCAGAGAUGAAUAUGCUUGAUGCAGAUACCAAUAUCCCCAAGUGCACUGCUUGUGAUUGUUCUGCUCAAAAAGAAGCACCAGAAAAGAGCACUAGUCUGAACUACAUGUUGUUAUCAGCUAGAUUGGCAAGAGCACUGGAAACGACAGAACAAGACAUCAACUCAAAGGAGGAAGCCAGCACGCAUGUACCACCAACUUUCCCAGGUUUCCAACAAAACGCUAUUAACAGUAAUCAAUCUGAGCAUUGCAUCGAAACCAAGACAUUGUAUCAAGAAAACAAAGCAGCAGCAAUUGAGUGUGUGGAACUAGACACCACUGCCUCCCCACAAGACAACAAUAACCAAGAUGAUUUUCGUUUCAAUGAAGUCAAGGAGCAGGGGAAACAUGCAGGACUUGAUAUUGAUAUCAACAUAUCACUAUCAAACAGUGGUGUAGAUGACAAGCUGAAACAGGUGGAAGAUUUCCAACACACUAUGCAUCCAUUGGACGUUGCAAGACAAAAGUAUUUCUUUUCUGAUGAUAUGACACCUAGCUGCAGAAUUUUUGUUGACCAUGAUGAUUGUGGGAACAAAAUAACAGAGCCAGAAUUGUGGCGUGAUUUAGACAUGGACUCGAAUGCAUACGAAGCCCAGAUAGAGCAUGAGAAAACAGCGCUUGUCGAUUCCUCCAUACAUUGUGCGCAGAGAGAGCCCGCGACAACAGAAAUGUGCAAGUACAGAAACUUUCUUCCCGGGUUCGAAGAAAUAGACGACAUUAUUGACUUGACAUCUCCUGCCGCACACACACCAAAGACCUGGACAAUACAAAAAUAUCUUACUACCGAAUGAGGACAUGGAACUAUGAGAAUGUUGAAAGCUCAUCACAAAAGAACAAGAAGAGCUACUUGACAACACCAUUUAUUGGCAAGAGGCUUUUUACAGACGAGUUCAUUGAAGAAGAUGACCAAGAUGGGACCGAAGAUCAACCAAUCAAUGUCAACAAUGUGUUUCAAGUAUCUCCGGACGUUCAAAUUCUGGGGGAGAGAGUAUUCAAUGGUUCAUGCUCUAAUAUGGUAAACACAGUAGACAAUCUGUACAAACAUCAAGCUUACAUUAGGCAGUUACUCAAGUGGCAAGGAAAAUCUGCCUCCCAAAAGGCUUGUACGCCCAAGCAAGUAUCAAUGCUCACCUUUCGAGCACGAUAUGAGAGGUGCUCUCAUGCCACUUGAGAAGCAGCUACACAACAACAUUGUGACACUAAGCAAAUUUGAACCAAACAGAAGGUUUUUUCUAUA